AUGAGUUUAAUUGAUCAAAUUCUUAGCAUAGGAAAUGAUCUAUCAGGGCCUUAAAUAUUUGUUGUUUGUUAAAAAUGGUAAUUUAGCAUAUUAAAGAUUAGGUAUGAAUAAUUUCAGGAUGAAUUGUAUAAUUAUAAUACUAAAUUCUCUAAAAUUGAUAACUAUUCACUUUGGUAUUAUUUUAUGGCAAUAAAUUUAGCAUUUGUUAAGAGGAACAAGUGUAAUUAAAUAGCAUUUUGAACAAUUUUAAGAGAGAGUUCAAUAUUUAGCCAAUAAUUAUACAACAAAACUCAUAGGAGUAAAUUCUAAAAGUUGAUAAGCGUAAUUAAGCUCAUUACAUAAGUAAAGCACUUUGGGAGUUUUUAGAAGAGUAAGUGAAAGGAGGUAAACAAUUAGAAUAUGAUGUAAUUUAGGUCCAUGUAUUCCAUUAUACACAAUGACUAAAUAGGAAUCAAAUGUAGUACGAACAAUGUUUGAUAACCUUAAAUUUAUGACAAAUAAUGAAAUUGAGGAAUUGAUGCCUAAUUUAGUAGUUCCUGUAGAUAUGAUUUAAAUGGAAUUUCUUAUUUAAAAUGAGGAUGAUUCUCUAAUAUACUUUACUAAAGUUGUUCCUUUAGCUUUUACAAUAGAAUAAUUGAUAACAAAAAUAUUGACUCCUCUUUUUGACAUAUCAAAUCUAAUGUGUUACAAUUACUAUUUAAAAAAAUUCUUAAGUAACAAAAGUUCAACAUUUAUUUGUGAAUUAUAAAUCAAAUCAUUAUGGUUUCUUAAAAAUAUAAUGAAAAAUUGUGUGAAAAUCUAGAAUGAAGAAUUAGAAUUCACAGAGAAUUUGGAUGAAGUCUAAAUGAUAGAAGAUUUCUAAAAUUUUAAAACAGAAUCUACAACAGAAUCUAGAAUACCAUCUUUAUUGGAUAUAUCUUAAUAAUAAUAAAAUAAUCAUAUUCAUGAAUUCGAUGAUGAAGGUAAUCAGAGUAAUUUAAGUAAUUAAAUUAUUAAUAUAUAAGUGCUUAGAGAUAUAGAUGAUUUUAAAAAUGAAAUUAGUACUACUCUUAAACAUAAGAAAAACUAAUUAUUAGUCCUUUUAAAAUAUGAAUAGGCAAUAGAAAACAUAAAUUAAAUUAUUUAAUCAAUAGAAUAAGAUAAUUGUUUUAAAAAAGAAUAAUAAGAAGAAGGAACUAAUGAUGAACUCAUUGAAUAAGAUAUUUGA
Messenger RNA from Paramecium primaurelia, 1207 nucleotides. The record is from the annotation of a GenBank genome assembly. Lineage: Eukaryota; Ciliophora; Oligohymenophorea; Peniculida; Parameciidae.